Messenger RNA from Tuber melanosporum (Perigord truffle), 430 nucleotides. RefSeq lists its product as uncharacterized. Lineage: Eukaryota; Fungi; Ascomycota; Pezizomycetes; Pezizales; Tuberaceae. Bases 207 to 389 code for a protein of 60 amino acids. The record is from RefSeq and is a predicted model, not a curated record. The transcript has a single exon.
AGAAACGGGACCUCAUGCGGGGCUAUGUUUCACGGUGAUUUCAAUCGUUCAGAUUGCGGGGAAUGAAUGACUUAUAAUAAUCGAUCUUGGCCUUCUUCUGCCUUGCUGUCAACCGUUGCGGGGGGGGGAUGAGGUGUUGGAGGGGGGGGGGCCCAUGGGGACGAUCAAACAUGAAGCGUCGAGUGGAUGGAGUGCUUUGAACAUCGAUGCCGUGCAUCGCAUCAAUCUGUUGUGUGGUUAUUAGUAAUGUACAGUACAGCGCUGUAGAACCCCAUCCCUUAGACUCUCUCUCUAGCUGGCCACUCACGAUUGAGUUGGGAUUCGAAGAUGCCGAGAAGAUUGGGGGAGAAGAAAAACAAAACAAAAAGAAACGAAAACAAAAUGGGUGAAGGUGGGGUUGAAAAUUGAAAUUCUGUGGAAAUAUUUAUUU